This is a messenger RNA of Melospiza georgiana, 3520 nucleotides long. RefSeq names its product prolactin-like. The record is from RefSeq and is a predicted model, not a curated record. Gene Ontology annotation, molecular function: hormone activity. Gene Ontology annotation, cellular component: extracellular region. The transcript is spliced from 5 exons. NCBI's taxonomy places the organism in Eukaryota, Metazoa, Chordata, Aves, Passeriformes, Passerellidae. Bases 2352 to 3017 code for a protein of 221 amino acids. Gene Ontology annotation, biological process: positive regulation of receptor signaling pathway via JAK-STAT; response to nutrient levels.
UCAGCUUCAUUCUGAAUAAGCUCACAUUUCAUAAAAACCUUGUAUUUAUUCUCUACGUCUUUGGAGUCUCAAGAUUACAAUAAUCAAGAGCAACACAAAUCAAGACAAAAUCAGCAAGAUGAUUACUCUAUGAAAACAGGGAGACAUGAAUUGGACAGCUGUUUCCAUAGAGAAGAGAGAGAAGAGCAGAGAAGUAAGAAGAGAAAAGUCAAGCAAUUCUACAGGAAGUAAUUCUAUUUACAGAAGUCAGAAAAAAACCACAGAUCUGAAAUCCAGCCUUCUGAAAGUGGUUUACUCCUUUAAGCAGGUAGUUUAAUUUCCCUUUCAAUGUCCUAUGUCCAGGUUACAUAGUUUCCAUUUGGUUUUAUUCAAGAGCUUGUAUUGCCAACUUUCAGAGCAGAAGUGUGUGGCAUGUCCCUUCUUGAGCCUGUUGUUAGAGGAAAAGGUUCAAAUCAAUAGUAGACAGUAUUUGAUUGAAACAAAGCUUUUCAUUCCAGCUUUUACUCCUUCAUGAUGUAAGUUCAGGAGAGAUUCUUGAAUACAUAAUGGACUCGAGUUGAUCUUGCACUAUAAAUCUUUGGCAAGCUGCAAGGGGCAGAGUUGCUGUUCAAUUAAUUUACAUUUUCCAGAGUUCAUGUUCAUUGCUCCUUCAAAUCUUAAAAAUCUAAUAUUUUAAGGAACCUUUUAAAGAUGUGCAUAUAUCAGGAUUUCUCCAAAACACAUGAAAAAAGAAAAGAAAAUGGCUAUUGGCCAAUAAAAAUGAGUCAGUGAUCCAUGUGUUUCCCAUAUGCAGACUACCAAUGGUUUUCAGAUCCUGUCGUAUUGCAUCCUCACAUGAUUGCUUGUUUUAUGAUCAUUAUUAGAAUUAAUUAGUAUUAAUACUCCAACCCUUCACCUGGACCAUAAGCCAUUAAGCAGUUUAUCAGCUAGCAAACAGCUCAGAGCUAUUGCCAUAUUGGUAGGGUUCCCAGUAAAAACAAGCUCAGCAGCACUAAACACUGAAAUCAACUGUGUUGUUUUAUUUGUUAGGCACACUUAGUAUACUGUUUUUAAAAUUAACUUGUGAAGCUCUAAAAAAGGAGGGGUUAAAAUUAUCCUAUGGACCCAUUGGGCUACCAGCCUUUCAAAACAUGAGUCCCUUGGAAAUGCCUCUUGACUUUAUGCAGAAGCAGUGGCAGACAAUUUCUUUUAAGAUCUGGCUAGAGAUGUAGCUACAUCUACUUGUUUCCUACCAGUUGUUUAGUACCUACACAGAAUAUAGGUGGCAGAGUUCCAUUUCACCUUGGCCAAGAACUAGUCAAACUCAUGUCCUCUACCUCCAGAAUGAGUCACCCAGCUGUACUUAAAAGGUAUGGAGAGGGAUGAUCUUCAUCAUCCUGGCAGAAGUAUGUUCCUUCCACUUUCCAUAAAUGAAAUCAAGAUUCAGGGGCUAGAAAACAGAUACAUAACUCCAGCAUAAUGGCUGGGGAGAAAAGAUAGCAAUUUCAUGUCACAUGAAUCCUCAUUUCUGAGUAGACUUUUCCCUUGGCAGUGAAAAACCCCUGUAAGAAGGGCAGACUCAACUAAUUUUCCUCAUGACCAGCAUCUCAACUUUUCUUAAACGUCCUCAGGGUUGCUCAGGAUCUUGUGCGCCGAAAUAGAGGACACCAACCAUGUCCACAGGAUUUACACCCCUUUAGGGAUCCUGAUCUAAGUCCUUUGCUGUGCUACUCCCUGAGCAUUUAGCCUCAUGGGAUAAGUGAGGUAUCCUGAGGUAUAUUUGCAACACCAAACAUGCAGUCAUCAGCUGUUGUAUCUUCAGCAGUCUUACUCCUCACCACUUGCAAUGGAGCAGAAGCAGCCGAUCUGAUCCAUAACAGUUUGAUUUGAAAAGAUGGCUAAGAGAUGAAUGUCAUCAGACCAGGCUUCUCUCCUACCCCUCAUUUUGCCCAUUCCUGCCCUUUUGUAAACCCCAUUGCCACGAACAUAAGCAAUUUAUUUUCCUAGUCUCCUUUCUCCCACCCUUGCCCCCUCGGACGCGCUGGGACGGACCUGCCCACGCCACUGCUGUGCGGGGCCGGAGCCGCCCCCGUGUGCCCACGAGAGGGCUGUGACGGGCUGUGGGGGCCGGCACAGCCCCAGCACCGAGCCCAGGAGCCAGUCCCGUUUCUGCCGGCCCCCGUGGCUUGCCGAGGGCACUCGGUCCCGCUGGUGCAAGGGACGCUCCGGGCGGGCUGGCUCACGGUGCCCGCGGGCAGCGCCCGUCAGGGAGCCACCCGUCACCGCCGUGCGAUCCCGGCAUAUAUAGGGGAUGCGGGGGCACCGCCGGCCGAUCGCAGCCGCUCCGUGCCGGGCACGGGCUCCGCAGCGCUAUGGCCCUGGCCCGGGCGGCGGGGCGAGCAGGUGCGGUUGCGGCGCUGGCGCUGCUGUGGCUGCUGGUCUGCGCUCCGGGGGACGCCGGCUGUCACCCCCUGACCGUGGCCGAUCUCUUCGACCGGGUGAUCCGGCACUCGGGCAGGAUCCACAGCCUCUCCACGGCGCUCUACGCCGAGCUGGAAAAACACUUCCCUCCCCGUGACAACGAGCUGGGAAGGCCCGCUCGGAAGUGCCACACGUCGGGGAUGCUGACCCCCAACGGCAAAGAGUACGCCCAAAAAAUCCCGAGAGAAGAACUAACUCACGUGAUACUGAAACUUUUGCAAGCCUGGAAAGAACCACUGUCCCACUUUAACCAGCAUAUUGAGCACCAUCAAGAGCUACCUGAUGACAGCCUUAGCAAAGCUAAGCAAAUCAGCAAUAUGGUACAUGAGCUGAAGACUGGAGUCGAGAAAGUAACAGAAAAGAUGCAGUCAAUGGGGAUCAUCAGCAAUUCAUUAAAUGGAAUGGCAUCAUCUGAAGACACUGGUUUAUUGAUUAGUAAUGAAGCAAACAUGAUGAGUGACUCUGAUUUCAUUCACUGUUUUAGGAGAGAUUCCAAUAAAGUACAAAGCUACUUAAAAAUUCUCAAAUGUAGGAUUAUGCCAGAAAAUAGUUGCUAAAUUGUACUCCUUUGACAAGUAGUCUUCAGCAGGUUGCUUAUAAAGAUUUAAAAAAAUAGAACUUCUAAAUUAUCACUUUAACAGUAAUUUUAAUAGGAAAGUGUUAAAAUCCUUUGGAAGCUGGCACAGUUGACCAAUGCAGAUGAAAUACUAAAGCCUUGUGUAUGUCAGUUAAUGCACCGAUAAAAAGGAGUGCUCUAGCAUUAGAUAAAUAAAUGUUCUUGCAUGUUACACUGUGGCAGACUAUACUAUGGCUGAUUCACAGUUUAGAUAAAUACAUAGAAUUACAGAAUGGCUUGAGUUGAAAGGGACCUUCGUGAUCAUCGAGUUCCAACCCCCACUCUGCCACUGGCAGGGAUGCCAUCCACUAGAUCAGGCUGAUGAGGGCCCCACUCAAGCUGGUCCUGAACACUUCCAGAUAUGAGCCAUCCACAGCUUCUCUGGGCAAUGUAUUCCAGUGCCUCACCAUGCCUUUGAAUAAAGAACUUCUUCCUGACAUCUAA